Messenger RNA from Heterotrigona itama, 3295 nucleotides. The record is from the annotation of a GenBank genome assembly. Lineage: Eukaryota; Metazoa; Arthropoda; Insecta; Hymenoptera; Apidae.
AUGAUCAUCGAAAGCAAAAUUGAGAUAGGUAAAUUUUAAUAAUGUCAGUGCCAAUGAAAAUUUCCCCAAAUAAGAGCCACAAUACCAGUUUUAAUAAACUCGUGGGUUUUCCUUCGUUAGCCAUUGUUAAUUGGCACGUAACUCGAUGUAUCUGUACACUUUGAGGAAAACUCGAGCGACAAAGUCGAUUAUUGCGUACGUUAACUAUCGACGAGAAAAUGGAAAGGGAUCGAUCGUUUAUUACGCGUCAUACUCGCCGUAGUAAUAGCAGUAACGGUCGUAAUUAAUUCCAUCCUGAUUUCAUCGAGACAACGAAAUCAGGCUACCUUGUUUUUGUUGGUACUUGGUUCAAGUGAAUUAAACAGAAAAAUUGUACUUUAUCGUUUUCAUCCUUCUCCCCGUUCUUUUCUAGUAUUAUUUUACUAUUCGUUCAAGUUAUUUAUAACCUUAAAUAGGACGGUUCAGACAAGAAUUUUCGUACAUCGUUCCGAAUGCAAUAUGAUAUUUAAUGACUUUCAUUCAUAACGUGGCUCGAAAUUCCCGCCAAGCGAUGUUCCCAGUAACGAAACGAUAAUCGAAAGUGAGGUUAGUCGAAUGAUAAUGGAACUUCAGUUGGCAUCAAUGGAGGAAACACGAACGAGACAUGUCCGCUAUUUUCCGUCGAAUUUAACGUGUCAUCGAAGUUAGUUGACUGGUUCGCCGGACGACGUUAAUCGAUACAACCAACGCGACAACACGUGCUUUAUAUACGUUUCACCAUUAGACUUGAAACGAACGCAUGGUCCAGUUCUGUCGCGCACAUUUCGAACUGCAUCAUGCGAUAUACGUGCCGCGAGAACCGCGUACAUUCUCUAGUUUUCUAUGGGCAGGCGCGCGCUUUUUGUUUUCAAACUGUCAGUUAAAUCGCGUUCCUUUUGUUCGCCGUUCGAAAGUUGCCGCCAUUUCAAACUUGAAUUCCAUCGUGACGAUCGUUAGAACGUCGAAACUUGAAUCUGCCUCGUGAAUUUUUGCUUCGCGUUAGGUUAUGUUUUCCCUUCUCUUUCAUCUCGUUUGUCGAGAAAUUUUUAUCCAAUGAACGACGUUCGCUUCGUUUAGUACCGUUUGGAAAUUUAAAUGUUUUACACGAAUUACUAGAGUCUUUUUUCUCGUAUGUUAAUACAUUGUCUGAAUUGUUAUUCUUUUCACAUUCUUUCUUAUAUUCUCUUUUUCCCUUCAGUUUCCCAAUUUUCCAGCGAUUCAUUCAUAUUUUAUACAUAACCUCAAUACAGUUUUCGCAUUGUAGAUUUGUUAUUUUAUUCGAAGUAGAGUCAAGUAUCUGCAUAAGCAGGCAUAAUGUUAUUCAAUAUUAUUUGAAGAGCAUUAUAUAUCAGAUGUUUCGAAAGUAGAGGUUAUGUUGCAGAAAAAGUACGUUCCAUCGAAAGAUUAAAUUUUUUUUUUUUUACAUAUACGCAAUUCAUCUUUGUUUAAAAAGUAUACAUGAGACAAGAUUAUUCUUUCUGUUACAGUGCUUUUAAUCCAUCCAGUGGUUCCAAAGAAUUGUCCCAUCUCCACAACGCCGUGCAACAAUGGGUCGAAAAAAGAUUCAAAUUUCGCGCAUCACGGACGAACGAAAUCGUGACCUUCAACAAAAGGAAGUUUGGGGUAAUGAAGAAGGCAUACGAGUUGUCGGUACUGUGCGACUGCGAGAUCGCCUUGAUUAUCUUCAGUUCAAGUAACAAACUGUAUCAGUAUGCGAGCACCGACAUGGACAAGGUUCUCCUCAAGUACACCGAGUACAACGAACCCCACGAGUCCCUCACCAACAAGAAUAUCAUCGAGGCACUCAACAAGAAGGAACAUAAGGGCGCCAUGUCCCCGGAAAGUCCGGAGCCUGACGCGAUCGAGUACAAUCUCACUCCGCGCACCGAAGCCAAAUACACGAAGAUCGACGAGGAGUUCCAACUGAUGAUGCAGAGGCACCAACAUAACGGCACUCGGGCAAUGGGACAAUCCAAUUACACUCUACCUGUAUCCGUACCAGUGAAUAGUUACGGCGAAUCUCUACUUGGAUCUAGUCCUCAAAUGGCGCAUACCAGCAUUUCUCCAAGACCGUCAUCCUCUGAAACAGACUCAGUAUAUCCACCAGGAGGGAUGUUGGAAAUGAGUAACGGUUAUCCACCAUCAGCAUCACCAUUAGGAGGUUCACCUAGUCCAGGUCCUUCGCCGGCGCUAGGAGUCGGAGGAGGCAGCGCAAACAAAGGCAGUAAUCCGUCUAGGCAUUCACCACAACCUCCGCCUCCUCCACCGCCGCCUCAUCCUCACAGGACUAAUCUUCGAGUAGUUAUUCCAACACCCCUUACGCAACCUCUCUCUGAAGAUACUAGUUACGAUAGUGGCCAUGCACAAUCCGCAUUAAAUACGCCAGUAGUAGCACUACAAACACCGUCAGUUCCAGCCGGAUACUCUAGUUUUGGACCAACGGAUUAUUCCUCGGACCUAGGGAGUCUAGCAUGGUCUCAUCAGAGGUACGUUGAUGACUUAUCAAUGUAUUCGGCUGCCACCAUGUCCAGCAUCAGUGGUCUUCCUCAUCUGGCAGUGUCCAGCAGUACACCGCCGCCAGCCACGUCGCCACUACCGGUGAAGAUAAAGAGUGAACCGAUCAGUCCACCUAGAGAUCCUCACGGUGGUAACAGUGGGUCAAACAGCAGCGGGCCGACCACCAGCAAUCUUCAUCAUACAACUUUGAACGUAGGACCAUCGUCCAGUACCGGUGCACCACCUCCACACCACGUACCUCAUCCCGGACCACAGUCAUUGAAUCUUGUAUCAAGCAGACCGAGCAGUAAUCCACCGCCAUCUCACUCCGGAAGUAUAACACCGACAAACCUUCCGUCGCCAGGAAGCGGCACAGUGGCAGACAUCCGAACGAGUCACUCGAACGCCGGCAACGGGGGCAACAACUCAGACUAUGAGAACGGACCGCUGAUGAAGCGUUCGAGGAUCACUGAGGGAUGGGCGACUUAAUAUCAAUCGUAAUGGUUAAUCGCUCGAUCGUUUCAUACCUCUACGUACAACGGCGUAUAGUGCUUUUGUGAAAAGUUCCGGGACUCAAAGUCGAAGACUCGUUAAUUAUUAUACACACGGUUCGGCCACGGUUCUUUCUUUUUUUUUCCCUCCCUCCCCCUCUACUUCUUGUGAUCGGGUGCGCGCGUGAAAACAAAGAACGACGAUCCUUACGAAGAUCCUCCGACUUUAGCUGGACACAGAACACAGAUUUGUUUCUAUUUUAAAGAAAAAAAAAAAAGCCCAAAAAUAC